Molecule: messenger RNA, 2266 nt
Organism: Cuscuta campestris
Lineage: Eukaryota; Viridiplantae; Streptophyta; Magnoliopsida; Solanales; Convolvulaceae
Source: the annotation of a GenBank genome assembly
CUUCACACCCCGUAAAAAAGAAGCUAAGAAAAACUAGGGUACGGGGGGUAAAAGAACAACACCACAAAACCCCAAAUCACAAGCAAAUCUACACUCCGUACAUCGAGAGUAAAACUACGUUCUCCGAUUUCUAGGGUUUCCUCCGCUCGCAUCAACACCAAUAGCCUGAAUCCAUUCACUGAUUUUCGCUGGCUCUCAGAUUCGGGUGGGACUCGGCUUCAUAGGUUGGUCUCCGUCAUCUCUGUGUUGAUGUUAUACUUUGGUUCGGCGAAGAAUGUCAAGAGUUUGUGCUUUGUUGGGAAUGAUUAUGCAUGAGAAAAUAUGUGAAUUUGGGUUUUCUCAAUGCACCGGAUUUGAUUUGGGUUUUUAGGGGUUUUGUAGAACGUUGUUGGUGGGUCGAUCGGUGAUUGAUGAGGAGGAAGAGGAAAGGUAGUGAGAUUUUGUGCUCAAAGCAGAAUGGGAUUCUGAGCUCGACCAAUGGUUCUGAGACGUCGUCUAUAUCAAAUUUCAAGUCUCAUUAUUCGUUGGAAGAUUACUCUAGGUUGAGGAAGAAGUGUAAGGAGGAUGACUAUUAUGAUGGGCUGUGCUGUGAGGCUGUUAGGUCAUGUAAAAGUAAGGCCAGGCUGGCUGGCAUUGCUGCCACUGCUCCGCCAUGUGGGACUUCUUCAUCUGUUUCAUCUGGGCGGGGUAUUAAGAGGAAGAUUGGAUGCAUAGAUGUGGCAAACCAAAUGGGUCAGAAGAGGAAUAUCAAUGAAGACUAUGUACUGGGAGAAACAAUUGGGAGAGGGAAAUUCGGAUCUGUUCUGCUGUGUAGAAGCAAGGUCACUGGUGUUGAGUUUGCAUGUAAGACUCUGCUGAAAGGGGAAGAAACUGUGCAUCGGGAAGUUGAGAUUAUGCAACACUUAUCAGGGCAUCACGGUGUGGUAAUGCUAGAGGCGGUGUACGAAGAAGAGGAUAGGUUUCAUUUGGUGAUGGAGCUGUGUGGAGGUGGGAGGUUGAUUGACGACAUGGCAAAGGUGGGGCCAUACUCUGAGCAACAGGCUGCAAACAUAUUUAAGGACUUGAUGAUGGUGGUCAAGUAUUGCCAUGACAUGGGAGUUGUACAUCGUGAUAUCAAGCCUGAAAACAUUCUUCUUACUACUUCUGGGAAGAUAAAGCUUGCAGAUUUUGGCUUGGCUAUGAGGAUUGCCAAUGGCCAGAGAUUAACAGGUGUGGCUGGAAGCCCUGCUUAUGUGGCACCGGAAGUUCUUUGUGGGGAUUACUCUGAGAAAGUGGAUGUUUGGAGUGCCGGUGUUCUCUUGCAUGCACUCCUCAGUGGACUUCUUCCAUUUCAAGGCGACUCUUUGGAAACCGUUUUUGAGGCAAUUAAGAAUUCAAAGCUUGAUUUCAACACAGAACAAUGGCAAUCUGUAUCUAAACCUGCACGGGACCUCCUUGAGCGUGUUCUCACAAGGGAUGCUACUGCAAGAAUCACUCCAGAUGAAGUGCUAAGUCAUCCGUGGAUUCUUUUCUACACGGAACGCACAUUGAGGACAUUGUCCAGUAAAACAAAGCCAAAACAUCAUCAGACUGGUCCACCAACUCAAACACCCACGACUACAUCUUCACCAGAACGCAAUGGAAAUGUGACUGGGAAUUGUCCCAUUGGAAAAGAUGGAGCUCCUGCCUCGUGGUCGGAGAGCUUCAAUGGAGAAUAUGAUGAAGAAUCAGAUGAAUCUGGUUUGAUUGAUGCACUCUCAGUGGCAGUAUCACAUUGCCGGAUAUCUGAGCCUAAGAGGAGCAGGUUAUGUGUCCGGCGCACCAGUCCGAUUAUUGAGGAGUGUUCUUCUAACUUGACUGCUAGUAACCUCUGCCAAGCAUUUUGAGUCCAAUUUGUUACUUACAUAUAUCAUCUUUAAUUUACUUACCAUGUCUCCAACAGACAAAUAAUAAAUCUGUACAUAUAUAUACAUAUGUAAAUAGUUGAUCUGUAAGCAGAUGACAGAAUUUGUGCUGCUAUUCCCUUGACUAAUAAUGUACGGAGUAAUAAGUUACUGUCUGACAUUUUUCUUCAUGCCAUUUUUUCAAAUACAUUUCCUGGUUGAAUUGUGCUUUCAUGAUUUUAAGUUUUGACUUUUGGAACUGUUCAUCUAAGCACUUUGACUCAUCAAAUUCUCUCAAUGUGUAAGCCUAAAAAUAGUCAUGUGUGAUCUUGUUUGAUUCGUCUUAACAUAUAGAUUAUUAAUAUAUAAUUUUUAUAAUUUUUUAAUAUACAUAUUACAAGAUA